Zerene cesonia (dogface butterfly) is the source of this 2302-nucleotide messenger RNA. RefSeq names its product 17-beta-hydroxysteroid dehydrogenase 13-like. The coding region runs from base 130 to 1125 and encodes 331 amino acids. Gene Ontology annotation, cellular component: lipid droplet. Gene Ontology annotation, molecular function: oxidoreductase activity, acting on the CH-OH group of donors, NAD or NADP as acceptor. The transcript has 8 exons. The record is from RefSeq and is a predicted model, not a curated record. NCBI's taxonomy places the organism in Eukaryota, Metazoa, Arthropoda, Insecta, Lepidoptera, Pieridae.
UACUCCGCAGUAGACGCGCAUGUUAAUCGCGCCAAAAUUUUCCCGCGCUGAUUUGACAUUUCCGCACGUACGUUUUUAAACUGUAAUUAUAAACGUCCACAAAAGAGGCUUCAUACUGAAAGAUAAAAAAUGGCCACUACGGUGACACAGAAAAAUGGGAACGCACAAAAUUUAAUAAAACAAGCACCUUGGACGGACGAACAAGGCAUCACAAUGAAGGUGUACCAGGGGGUCAUGAUGGCACUGGAGAUUCUGGUACUCAUCGUCAAGAUGUACGCCACCUGGUUCUACUGCAUCUAUCGCUUCUUCGUACCCCCCGAGCAGAAGAGCGUGAGUGGGGAAAUUGUACUUAUUACGGGAGCAGGCCACGGUAUGGGCCGAGAGAUGGCGCUGCGGUUCGGCAAACUCGGUAGCAUCGUGGUUUGCGUGGAUAUCAACCCCGCUGGCAACCAGGAGACCGUGGAACUUGUGAAGGAGAACAAGGGGAAAGCACAUAGCUACCGCUGUGACGUCACAGAUCGCGAAGCAAUCAACGAACUCAUAGAGAAAAUCCGCAAGGAGGUCGGCGAGGUGACUAUACUGGUGAACAAUGCUGGCCUGAUGCCUUGCAAGCCGCUGCUCCAGACCAAUGAGAAGGAGAUACGAACUGCCUUCGAAGUUAAUGUCCUUGCUCAUUUAUGGCUGCUUCAAGCGGUACUCCCAUCCAUGAUGGAGCGGAACCACGGGCACAUAGUGGCCAUGUCUUCAAUGGCGGGGGUGCUCGGCCUACGGAAUCUUGUCCCGUACUGCGGCACCAAGUUCGCGGUGCGCGGCAUGAUGGAGGCGCUGCAUGAGGAGCUUCGGGAGGACCCGAGGGACUUUAGCGGGAUUAAGCUGACUUGCAUCUGCCCGUACAUAGUGGACACAGGCCUUUGCAAGAACCCAAAGAUCAAGUUCCCUUCACUGAUGAAGAUCAUCUCGCCAUCCGAAGCCGCUGAUAACAUCCUGGACGCUGUGAGGAGGAACUAUUCUGAGAUCACGAUACCCAGCUCUCUAUAUUACAUUAACCAGAUGUUUAGAAUGUUCCCCCGGCCUGUACCUCUGCACCUGAAAGAUUUCCUGGACUCUGGUUUGGAAGCGCAGUAAGAACUACGGUAACUUGUUAACGGUGGUGUGGGACCAAUUAUUUGUAAGUAGGCGAAGUAAGGAUAUGUUGCAAUGUACAGGGUGGACUUAAAUUGAUUGCUAAAACUAUAAUAUUUUGCUGGAAUAACUGAAGAAACAAUUUAAUAGAAGUGUGUAAAGAAAUCGAAUUUGAAUGAAAUUUUUUAUAACAUUGUUACUACAAAUUAGAAGUGUAUAAAUAAUAACGGAAUUUGAUUGAAAUAUAAAGACCUCAUUUAUGGGUUUAAUGCAAAGGUGGACUUAUUUAAUGUCAUAUGUGAUCGAAAAGAUUUGUGAGGAAUGGCAAUACAAAAAAUAUUUAUUUUAUCAUGGUAAAAUAAUAAUUUUUUAUACACAACUUUAGGUUUUAUAGCUGGCUUGAAGCCGAAAUCGAUAGACUAUGCAAUUUUGUUGAUGCAACUAAAAUUGUAUCGUUUUUUGAUUAUUAAAUAUAAUAAGUUUUGUAAUUUUCAAGAAUUAUGUAUAAGCUUCAAGUAAAUAAGCGAAAGCGGUCCACUGCUCAAGAAAAUGUAUUUUACGAAGAAAAAAUUUGAUAGAUCUUGAUAAAAUUUAGAUGGUAGCAAAAAUAAAGUUUCGAUUAUUUUGAAAAUAUAAGUUUUGUUACAUGCAUUUUCUAGAAGUGGUUUAUGUCCAAGAUAUGCCUUUUCACACGUAAAAAUCGAUAUAAUGGUGUAAAAUCAUUAAUUGUCAUUUUGCGUGUGUAAAGAGAACUUAGGCAUUGAUAUAGAGAGAGGCGAGUGUGAUACUUUAGUGGUAAGUCUCAUUUUGAAAUUUCUGUUGUAUACAUGUUUUCUAUUCAAAUUCAUAUAUCGAAUUCGAACAACGUCUUAAAUUCAAACGACUUAGUUAAGUUAGUUUUAAGAAGAACGAAUGAACCAAGAAUGGACAUAUUAUGUAUUUCUUAUACUUUAAAAAAUAUCGACUUUUAUAAAAAAAAAUAACAUUUUAUGAAGGCAUUUAAUCGAGCUUUUAAAUGAAAUGUUUUUGAUUUUUAAAUUUUUCUACUAUAUCACAUUUGUAUGAAGUGCCAUUAUAUUUAUUAUCUGUGGUAUCUUGACUGAUCUAUUGUCUAUGCAACCGUAUUAUUGUGAAGACCGUAUUAUUGUGCUUGAUCCGUUAAUUAUUAUUGCAUGAAUUG